This is a messenger RNA of Dioscorea cayenensis subsp. rotundata (Guinea yam), 629 nucleotides long. RefSeq names its product probable calcium-binding protein CML27. The coding region runs from base 66 to 629 and encodes 187 amino acids. The transcript has a single exon. Lineage: Eukaryota; Viridiplantae; Streptophyta; Magnoliopsida; Dioscoreales; Dioscoreaceae. The record is from RefSeq and is a predicted model, not a curated record. Gene Ontology annotation, molecular function: calcium ion binding.
CCUUUUUUUUCCUAUAUAAUUCUUUUUUAGUCCCUCCCAAGGCCCAAGCUCCGACCUCGUCUUCAAUGGAGGGAGAGAAGAAGCCGGCGCUGCUCUCCCGGCCAUCGCCUUCGUUCCGGCUCCGCUGCGCGAGCCUCAACGCCGUGCGGCUCCGCCGCAUCUUCGACCUCUUCGAUCACAACGGCGACGGCGAGAUCACCGUUGAGGAGCUCGCCCUAGCCUUAGAUCGCCUAGGGCUCGGAGCCGACCUCACCGAUCUCCGCGCCACCAUCGAUGGCUACAUCCAACCAGGCCAUCAAGGGCUUGCAUACGAGGACUUCGAGAAGCUUCACUCGGCUCUCGGAGAAGCUCUGUUUGGGCAGGAAGUAGUCGGUGACGACGAAGCGGGAGUGAGAGAGGAGGAGGAUGAGGAUAUGGAGGAGGCCUUCAAGGUGUUCGAUGAGGAUGGGGAUGGGUUCAUCUCUGCGGCGGAGUUGCAAGCGGUGCUGGCGAAAUUAGGGUUGCCGGAGGGGAAGAGCAUGGCGAGGGUGAUGGAGAUGAUUUGCUCCGUUGAUCGGAAUCACGAUGGACGGGUGGAUUUUCUCGAGUUCAAGGAUAUGAUGAGAAGCAUCGCCGUCAAGAGCUCUUGA